UUCAUCAGUUACGUUAGCAACCUCAAAGCAACAACUUUCUAUGUGACGCUAUGACAGAAAUAUCGCUUUUUUAGGAACUGAUUUCGCCGAAAAAUAUGGAUUUCCUCCUAGGAGAAGAAGAGGAUAGGCCUGGAACAUCUAACACCUUUGAUGUUGGCCAGUCAGCUGAUGAAAUAUUUGAUGUAAAUGAGAGUGAAGGAGAAGAAGAAGGAGAAGAGGAAGAAGAUGGAAUUAGUGGCGAUAAGAACUCCAGAUCAAAAAGAAAGACUAACAGUACUUUCAUGACCCAGACUCAAUUGAGCGCGAGAGGAGGGACGCGCCAGAAGAGUCGCAGCAAGGCGCUGCAGGAGAGACCUCCGUGGGUCAAACCUUCAACAAAGAGGGCAGUACCAACACCCGACCUUAUGGUGACUCAUAUCAACCAGACACAUGAUCAACUUCGUGCACGUGACAUGUCUGCCAUGUUCAACGAGGGGCAGACAUCGGAAGACUGGUUGGCGAAUCACUCCGUAGAACACUUCAAACUUACACUCAAGAAUCUCUUAACCAAAGGACAGAUUGUCAAACAAAGUGGGAUGAAUCAGAGUGGCCCAGCAAGACACCUGCAGUUUGAAGCCAGUGCCGUCAAUGAGUUUGAAUACAAGCUGUAUGAGACCAUUGAGAUGUACCACAACAGGAUCAAAUGGUUACUGAAAGGAAGCAGAAAAACAUUUGGAAUGGUAAAGGGACGCAAGAUUGCCAUUCUCGUUGACAGUUCAGAUGCAAACACGGGCUUUGGUAGAAUAUCAAUCUUCAGACAAGCACUCACGGAGUUGAUUGAUGAACAGCUUCAUGACAGGGAGAUGCUCCAUUUUGUAUCAUUUGGGACUGAAGUAGACUCUUUAUGGGACAGACCAAGAUUUGUCAACAUUAGAAUGUUGGAUGAAGCCCGGGCUUGGGUCAACCGGAUCCAAAGCAGUGGGGGAUGCAACCUGAUGGCAGCCCUCAAGAAGAUCUUGAAGACCAAGGAUAUAGACUCUAUCGUCGUGGUCCUAGGAAGCUGUGCGGACCAAAAUUCUGACGUCCUGGUGGAUUAUGUCUCUCAGACUAUCUGUGGAGGAAGAAUUCCUUUGCAUUGCAUAGCGUUUGACUGCAACAACCAUCUUACAAAUUUGUCACUGCGAAAGUUAGCUGAAGCAUCAGAUGGACGCUAUCAUGUGUACUCCUCUGGGGCUGAGGAACAAAUCUAUACAGGCACAGACAUCACAACAUUACUGAGAGAGAUCAAGAGAGCUCAGGACGUCAUCAACAAGAUCGCUGAGAUGAGGCAAGGUAUGAUGGGAGAUGCUCUCGUUAGCAUCCUCAAUGAGAUAUCCCUAGAAGUUCAGAAGCUACCCCAGUCUCGGUUCCUACCCAGACCUCCUAACCAUGCCGGUGCACUCACCAUCGAUGAACCAGCUUCAUUCAUUCCCAAGGCAUCUCAUGACUGGCUCCUACAGAACGGACUCAAAGCCAAGAGGUUGACAUUGUAUCAGGUGCUGGCCCCCAAUGCCUUUGCACCCAUUGAAGAGUUCAUACCAAUCAUCAGGAAAUCUGUACGAUCACAGACACAUGAAAAAGCGAUGACCCAGUUUGAGUGGCACGAUGGAAGCAUCAAGAACGUACACGUGGAUCCUACUCUCCUCUACGACUACCAGAAGCAGCUUGGAGCCAUGGUGAAGCUCUAUGAGAGGAGGAUCGAUUGGCUCUCCAAGGACAGUAGAAGACUCUUUGGUACCAUCACAGAGAAAAGGGUUGUGAUCUUGAUAGAUCUGUCUCUAUCCAACGUGAACUAUCUGGUCCACAUCCAGCAUUCAGUCAGGUUACUCCUAGAACAACAGCUAGCAAACAAAGAAGCCUUCAACAUCAUUGGGUUUGGCAGCACAGCUCGUGCCUGGAGACCAUGUUUGCAGGAACCUACAGUAGCGAACCUGCAGAAUGCAUGGAAGUGGGUACUUGGUUUGGAGUGCAAUGGUAGCAGGAACUUCCUAGCAGCUCUGAGAAUGGCACUGGAGAAUGAAGAGGACAGAAAAAAACAGUCAGUGGUUGGAGGUCUCUAUCUCUUCACCAGCGGCAUCCCAGACCAGGCCUCGGACGUCAUCUGUUCCUUCAUGGAGGAGGCCUCGGCCGGCCAAUCCACCAAGGUCCAUUCCAUCCUAUUCAACGUCGACGACUACGACAACGCUGAGGGCGCUAACCCCGGUCGCUACGCCAACAUCACACAGACGGCCGAGUGCCUGCGAACCCUGGGUCACGUGACAGGUGGGCGGUUCCAUUGGUUCCGCGAGACGGGGAUCAUCGAGAGUGACGAUAUCAAGUUGAUACUGUGUGAAAUGGACAAAGCAGUCAACUACUCCCAAAAAUGUGCAAUGCUGGUGGAAUCUGUGAAAAGGAGGUCACCAAAAUAUGAUAACAAGAACACAGAGGACACUAAGAUGCUUCCUAUGAGACCUUCAUCGGCCAAGAAAGCUCUGAUAGCUCCUAAACACACUGAACUCAGCUUGGCUAGAUUGCAAAUUCAAGACAACAAGGAGAGAGAAGAGAGAAGGACAAUAGCAUGGAGACCGAGCAGUGCCUCUAAGAAGGCUCUGGUACCUACACCUCCAGAACCAGUAGUGAACCCACACAGAGGCAAUCACCUUUCUAAGAACAGCAAUGAAAAAGAGAAGAAGAAACGCCCUACCAGCGCCAAGAAACAACCCUUCUACACAGAAAACAAGAAUGACGUUGGCACCGUGUACAAACAGUAUCCCGAAGGGAAGAAAGGAGGGAAGAAGAUGGUUCCGCAUCCUUCUGUUCCAGACAGGGAGGAUAUCAUGACAUCUAACCUGUGGUUGAAGAAGUACUGCUUAGCCAAGUUACGUCUCGAUCUUUCCAAGCUAGUCUCGGGUCCAGACUGUGCCCAUGCAAAGCGCCAUAUCAACACACUCAACAAAACUGUAUCGGCCAAGUAUUGCACGAUAUUUCCAAGUGUUAAUAUCAAGGGGAAAGUGAAGCAUCUUCAGCUCCAGGUCCAUGAGCUCCUGGAGUAUGAGCAGCAGGUGGAGUCUGUUCUCAGGAGGUAUCUACGCAGGCUCCAGUGGCUCCUGGGAGCGAGCAGGAGAACGUUUGGCACCGUCGUGGAGAAGAGGGUGAUUGUUCUGGUGGAUACAUCUGGCUCCAUGGUUACCCACAUGGAAGACUUGAAGAAAGACCUAGUGGCUCUUAUCUGGGAUCAGUUCAAGAGAGAGAAUAUCAGCUUCAACAUUGUCCGGUUCUCAGCUGACAUUGAGCCCUGGAGGCCGCACAUCGUUGAACCUACGGAUGCAAACUGCAACGAUGCAGUCAGAUGGGUCUCAUCCUUUGUACCAGCGGGAAACACAUGCACCUUGGAAGCUCUCAGUGAGGCAUUCCGAGAGAAAGACGUUGAUGCCAUCUACCUGCUAACGGACGGCAAGCCAGACAGCAGCACCUCCAAGGUCUUCAGAGAGAUCGCCCAGGUCAACACAGUGCGAGGGGUCAAGGUUCACACCAUCUCAUUCAACUGCAAUGACGAGUCUGCGAACACCUUCCUGAGGCAGCUUUCUGCCAUGUGUAGAGGGCGCUAUCAUCGUAUCUUUGCCGGGAUGGACGGAGACCUCGCUGUUCAUCGACUCCUGGAGAGUGACUUCAAGGAUACAGACUACCCUGUGUUACCUACAUUUGAGAGCGACGACCUGAGACUGCUAACGGCAGAGAUUGAGCAAGCCAGGCAUUUCUUAGCUCAGUCCAGGUCCUUUAGAGAGCUCUUUGGAACUACAGCAAAGCCCCAUGAGAAAGACAAGUCCAGAUAUGAAAGGAUAGCCACAACUAACCAGAAGUUGCAGAAAACGUGAAGAAAAUCAGAGGACCUGAUCUUGUUUUGCAGUCGGGACAUCUCCAAUUGUACUUAAAAGUUUAAAGCCGACAUGUGAUCGUGAUAUAACUGUGAUUUCCAAUGUCUUAUUGAAUACUUGUAAACUAUGGAUUGAAGUGCAUUAUGGGCAUUGCUUACCAUUUGUAGCAACAUUUGUUAUCAGUGAAUUAUUAUUUUUAUGACAAAAAUCUUCCCGUAGCCUAAUGCCUAAAGGAUGUACACAGCAGAGUGCAACCUUUGAUAUCUUUACUACCUUAUGUAGUGCAAGCAAACAUUCUUCACUGCAGUU
Molecule: messenger RNA, 4181 nt
Organism: Strongylocentrotus purpuratus (purple sea urchin)
Lineage: Eukaryota; Metazoa; Echinodermata; Echinoidea; Camarodonta; Strongylocentrotidae
Gene: vwa3a
Product: von Willebrand factor A domain-containing protein 3A
Exons: 33
Coding region: 96-3872 (1258 amino acids)
Source: RefSeq, a predicted model, not a curated record